This is a messenger RNA of Penicillium crustosum, 339 nucleotides long. Its product is annotated as thioredoxin domain protein. Lineage: Eukaryota; Fungi; Ascomycota; Eurotiomycetes; Eurotiales; Aspergillaceae. The transcript is spliced from 2 exons. Bases 1 to 339 code for a protein of 112 amino acids. The record is from RefSeq and is a predicted model, not a curated record.
AUGGCUAGUGGGUCUGUCGCUGAGCUCAUGACGAACGAGGAGUAUAUGCGGAAAGUCGAGCAUUCGGUUGAGCCCGUUGUGGUCACCUUCCUUUCCUCUUUGGACGAUAAGUGCAAGGCGGUCGCCUCGAAAAUUGAGGAGCUAAGCAAUGAGUUCACAACCGUCAAGUUCUACCAAGUCGACGUCAGAAAGCACGCCAUGCUCUCCAGUGCCCUUCUCAAUACGAAAUUGCCCUUCAUCGUCUUUUUCAAGAACGGCGCAGACUUGUUGACCCUAGGCUCCGAUGUUCCCCUUUCAAGUAUUCGGGAAGGCCUCCAAGCGCUUCAGAUGGCAUCUUAA